CAUGGUGGACAGAGUGAAAUAUAUAUCUGCAGCCUUUGUUUGAGUUUUCACAAUACAAGAGUCGAAAGUUUUUCAAAUUUAGUGCGAUUGUCUAUUUUAUUUUGCAAUACUUAAAUGUCGAAAAAAUCCAAACCGCUAAAGGGUAUCCUUGGAUUACCGAAAAAAGCAGAAAGACAAGUAUUUGUCUUUGGGCGAUUUGCAGAAGAACUCCCGUCAGAUGACAGCGAUGAUGCAGAUUUUACCAUAUUGGAAGGUGAUGAAGACAAGGAUAAAAGACAAAAGAAUACUAAAACAAGAAAGUCUGGUAAAAAGGCAAAAUCAAAAACAGUUUCCUCAAAUGACAAUGGUGAUGAGGAGAAAUCAAAGAAAAAGAAGAGAAAUGUCCAGAAUGACUCUAGACAGACAGCCUCCUGUAAAAGAACUAAAAUGGUUCCUUCUACAGACAGCAAAGAUAUGCCUGUAACAACUAAACAACUAAAUCAGACAAGGAAUGAUACAUCAGUGUCUCCAUCUAUAUCAAGUGGAUGGACAGAGCUAAUUCCUACAGAAAUCCUAUUAUUGAUAUUCCAGAAUGUCAUUAAGAGUAUCUCUGGGUCAUCUGUACCAUUUUUGUGCAAGAUGUCAAGAGUCUGUCGCAGAUGGAGAGAAGUUGCCAUAGAACCAGUUUUAUGGAGAAAUGUUGAUUUGUCCACUUCAUGUGUUAUAAAGGCAUCCUCUGGCACAAUAGAAAAACUGGCACCCAGCAGGUUAACAGCUGUCACAGAGUUAAGUCUUUUAGGGUGGGAAAAACUUACAGAUAAAGGAAUACAGGCAAUAGGGAAACAUUGUAAACAGCUGCAAUCUAUUGUGCUAGCACAAUGUGGUAGCUUAACCUCCGCAGGUAUUGCAACCCUUGCUGAUAACUGUGGUCAGUUGAAGAUGAUAGAUGUUGCAUUUACAAAGAUUGACAUAGCCAGUCUCCAACAUCUUGUAAAAGUAUUGGGAUGUCAGCUGGAGAAUCUAAGCUUGAGGAACUGCAAUCGCUUGCAUGGAGAAUCUAUUCUUCCACUUGUCCAGGAACAUUGUCCAAACCUGAUUAGUCUUGAUCUGAGCAGUACCAGUGUAAGAAAACUUUGUGUGGAAAAGCUACAGGCUGGAUGCCCCAAACUGAAACACCUCUUUCUUGUCAAUCUUUUGCUCACCUCAACACCCAUAUGUAAAACUCUUGUCAAUGGAAAGAAACCAAAUGGCUUUACUGAGCUGGAGACACUGGGUCUGCCUUGUGGAUUCGUUGGGUCCGAUCAGAGAACUGACCGAUUACUGGAUAGAAUUCUUUGGGCAUCACGCAACCUUAAAAUGCUUGACAUCAGAGGUCCCAACAGAUAUAGCCAUGAUGGAUUACAGAGGCUGCCAGCUUCCUCACUGGAACAGCUGUACUUCACAAACAGUGCCUCAUUCAGUAAAGUUGCAGCUAUUGUGGAAAAGUGGCACCAUAGUCUGGAAGUUCUGGACCUCUCACAGAAUAAAAACGUCGAAGAUGAGGAUAUGGAACUGUUGGAAAAUUUUGGAAUGCCAAAGCUACACACUUUAGAUCUCAACAACACCAAUAUCACCGCUUUAGGCUUAAAGAGGGUGUUAAAUGGCUGUCCAAACCUCACAGAUCUAAACCUAUCCUCAUGUCGCGGACUUCCUCGAGGGAUCAAACAACGCCACCAAGGCGAGGCUGUUCUUAAACUACCACAGCGACUGGUGGAAAGUGAGCAGAUUAGUAGUGACAGCGAGUGAACGACUUUCACUUAGCUUUCUCUACAGAAGUUCCACGCGGAAGAGGUUGCAUAACUCAAGCUCCAAGAUAAACCAUCCUGUGUUUAAGAAUAUGUUAGCUGAGAAUUUCAGUCAGAUCCAGUGGCGUGUUUUUUAAGCCAAACGGAACUUACUGUACUAGCAACUUUUGUACAGACGUCUCAUGGUUCCUGAGCCACACACAUACGUGAAAUAAAUUCCCUUUUUAGCGUCAAAUGUGUAUGAUAAAAAAUGUGUUUUUACAAAAUGCGUUCCUAUUGUUUGGUGGGUUGCCUAAUUGAGACUGUGGGAUCCGUUCGCGAUCUCGCUGGUAACGAGCUUGUCUGGUAACUGAAUCGGCAGCAUGUGUUGUUGCCUCGCUGUAGGAGUGACUACUUUCUCAUUUCUCCGUACACUAUCAAGGUCGAUCAAAUACUAAGGUCUUGAGAAUAAAUAAAAUAGUCACCAACAAAGGAA
Pocillopora damicornis (cauliflower coral) is the source of this 2238-nucleotide messenger RNA. RefSeq names its product F-box/LRR-repeat protein 6. Lineage: Eukaryota; Metazoa; Cnidaria; Anthozoa; Scleractinia; Pocilloporidae. Gene Ontology annotation, cellular component: SCF ubiquitin ligase complex. The record is from RefSeq and is a predicted model, not a curated record. Gene Ontology annotation, biological process: SCF-dependent proteasomal ubiquitin-dependent protein catabolic process. Gene Ontology annotation, molecular function: protein binding.